Messenger RNA from Camponotus floridanus (Florida carpenter ant), 2854 nucleotides. RefSeq lists its product as uncharacterized. The record is from RefSeq and is a predicted model, not a curated record. The coding region runs from base 395 to 2824 and encodes 809 amino acids. Lineage: Eukaryota; Metazoa; Arthropoda; Insecta; Hymenoptera; Formicidae. The transcript has 11 exons.
UUUUCCGAUCGUAUCGCCCCGCGUAGUCAUCGCUCCCGAACACACGAUCAACGAUAAAAAGCUUCAAUGUUGAUUUUUCGUCUCGUCGCCGACGCGACAGAGGGAUAAUUGCACGACUGUUUUCUCUCUUGUCUACAUACGCGAAAAAAACGGACGUAGAAAUUAAGGGAAAAAUUAUUUUUGAACGUCAAUUUCAGGCCGGUUCAGAAGAGGAAGCAAAAGGAACUUAUCUCCAUGUUCAUAUUCCACGUUCCCAUGCGAGGAAUUGUACCGCAGUAUAUUUCGUUUUAUAAAAUUAUACUUACUUUCCUUUGAUAUCCGUUAUUUAUGGCACGGCUGAGGGGACGCGAAUGAAGGCAUAAACCUUCGGAGUACUAAACAUAACCAAGGAAGGAUGUCACUCCUUUUGAAUCCCGCGAAAUCUGCUCAUCUGAAUGAUAACGAAACGGAAAAUUUGUUUCUUUCAGAGGACGAAAGCGAAGAUUAUAAUUUUAAGUACAUACCUGCAAAUCGUUUCAAGUACAUAGUAAAGGAUGUACGUAGACAGAGAUGCCGUGAGGAAGAAGAGAAUGUAUGGACUUCUUUCGUUAAACAGCAAGAGUUGAAUGGUUAUAAUAAAAAUGGUAUGCAGCCCUCUGUUCAAAAUAUUAAACAGCUGUUGGAUGAAGGCAUGAAAGAAGCGGAUAAAGAAUUUAAAAGAUUAGAGACGGAUAUUAUAUCUAAUAGGAUAAAAGAUUGCGGUAAAACUGGAAAUAAUAAAAAAAAAAAAUUAAAGGUAAAUAAUAUCAGGGAUUUAACUUCAAAGAAGAUGCCAGUUACGAGAGACACUGCAACAGGUAGCACCAAUUUACUACUUACAAUUUCUGAAGAGGAGAAUAUCCCAACUUAUGAGAGAAAACAAGAGCCUGAAUAUUUUAAAUCUUAUGUCAGGAAGUCUCGCUCAGGUCACGCGAUAUCGCGAAAGAAGCAAUCCUCGUCGAAGCAGCUUCAUCGUACGACUAAUGAUGUCGAGUAUAAUUCCAGUCCGGAAAGUACCACACGACGUCAGGACGAUGUCGCGGAUGGAGUUAUUCAUGUACGACCGGAUCCACUUACCAUGCGUAAAAUUCUGACAAUGCAGAGAAAAGUUUGCGAGCUACUGGACGAAAUUGCAUUCAGAUUGGGAAAUAUUCCAGCGCCGGAUGGCAUUAAAGAUUUACAGAGGCGGCAGCAGUGCGUUGCCGAAUUCGUUGUACGAUUCUCGAGAAAUUAUCUGUAUGAUCUCAAUAGAUAUGUGAGAGACAUUCAGAGACAUAUGUGUAUUAUAUCGCCGCGAGCGAUAAUAAGACCGAAUCACAGAAGCCUUGGACUUCAUAUGCACGCUAUUGAGCAUAAGUUACUCGCCGCUCAUCAGUUACUGCUGCAUGCAUUAGUUGCUUAUUGCAAACACAUUCCUAGUUCUAUUCUCAAGGGACAUCCAGGAAAGUUUAGAGAGAUAUUACAAGUAGUUAUCGAUUUAAAGACUAUGUGCGAUCGACUUCAUCUAAACUAUCUCGAUUCGGGGGACACAGAUAUUUUGUCGCUGGGAAAGGAUAUUGAGAGCAAAUGCAAUACUAUUUUAUCAAAGUUAAAACUUCAUGUAGAUAGCGAUCUCCUUGAUCCUAAUAAAACGUCAUCAAUGGCAUCCUUCACUCCGCAUUCGACAAAUAAAAAACGAUUCAACAGCAAACAGUUAUCUAAUCGUUUAAAUAUGUAUAGUGUGGAAAAUGUCAAAGCUCCUAAAAGUAAUCCUAAACAUAAGACAAAUUAUCAGAAGGAUAAAAGAUACAAUACAAUAGAUACACAUGUUAAAAAAAUUACUAACGAACCAAUAUCUAAUCGGCUAUAUACCAGUCCAGUAUCAUCCAAGGAUGCAAAUCAAAUUAGCAUUAAAAAGCAUAGAACAUUUGCAAAAGAAGAGGAUAUAAAAACAAUGAUGGAUAUAUUACCUAUAGAUUCAGAUAAUUGCAGCAACCUUGAAACACAGGAAAGACAUAAUAUGCUCACAAGAAGAAUACCUAAAACAUCGAGAAAAGUUUCUGACAACUUGCAAGAUUCAAAACAAUCAGAAAGUUUAGAAAACAUUGUUAAAAACACUACCACAAAUAACGACGAUGAAUUGAUGAGAAAAAUGACAAUGAUCACAGAAGAACAUUUGUCCAGUUUAGUGCCAAUUAUAGCGGAUCUUAUGUCGUUUGUUUCUAAUAAACAAAAUGGAGAGGUAGUGCCAAUUACAAAGUCAACCACAAAAACAUUAAUAGAUUUUCUACAGAAAUAUCAAUCACCUAAAAGCACAAAAAUUAGCACAAAUAUCAAUUGCGAUGUAUGUCAUUCUUCUGUAGAAAGCAGUUGUGAAUGUGAACAUCUUAAAACAAACAGAACUUUGACUGGAAUAGAAAAAAAUGCCAAAAAUAUGCGACUGAUUUGUAUGUCAUCGACGGAGAAUACGUCAAAGGAACCGCGUUAUUGCGACGCAUCGUGCCAAGCAAAUUGUGAAAGCUUAACAGAAUUGUCAGAUUUCGAAAUGAAGAUAAAAGAAGAAAAACGCGUAGCAAAUUCGUUGAAUAAUAUUGAACUCGUUGUUUCCGACGAAACCGAAAUGAAUUUUCUGAAAUAUAGACGUGAAUAUCAGCGUUUGAUGCAAUCAAUUCCAAUGUAUUCUAGCAUCACACAAAAUAAACCCUGGGACAUUGUCGCGUGGAUAUCCGAUAAACUCGUAGAUGAAUUAAUAGUGGAGAUUUCGAAAGAAUUACAAAUAGAUGAUGUUAUUCAGAAGUUAUUCGAGUUAGAAUUUCAGGAAUUUUAACAAUAAUGUGAAUCUCAUGCAUGUUAAAUA